Messenger RNA from Daldinia loculata, 2295 nucleotides. RefSeq names its product nucleoside phosphorylase domain-containing protein. Bases 374 to 2182 code for a protein of 602 amino acids. NCBI's taxonomy places the organism in Eukaryota, Fungi, Ascomycota, Sordariomycetes, Xylariales, Hypoxylaceae. Gene Ontology annotation, molecular function: catalytic activity. The transcript has a single exon. The record is from RefSeq and is a predicted model, not a curated record. Gene Ontology annotation, biological process: nucleoside metabolic process.
GGACUUUUAGUGAUUGUUAUUGGUAUUGGUCCUUAGGUUAGUAUUGUAUAUGGCUGGACUCAUCCAGCUGACACUGCAAUGACUAUUAUUUUGAUGCCCGAUGAAUACUUUUCCGCCUUUUGCGAAGGGAUUUAGAGAAGGUCGGAAGAGACAUUUUGAGCCUCAACGGGUAUUGCAUACUCAGAUAAUUGACCCGCAUCGUAGACACUCAGAAGCUUGCAUUUGGACUAUAUUAAACCGUCUCUCCCGUGUCAAUCUCGUUGAAAUUGCCUACAAGGGUUUUAGUAUGCUAUUAACACAAGCACUAUUCUGUCAGUGUUCAUUCCCGAAGAACUUUUGACCUCUUACUACUUGAAUACGCUCAAUAUCAACGAUGUCGAAUCCUAAUGACUACACUAUAGGCUGGAUCAGCGCUAGCAAAGUUGAAUCUACGGCUGCAGCUGCUUUUCUAGACGAGGAACAUGACAACCUUACUCACCAAGCUCGGGGUGACCAUAACAGCUACAUCCUCGGUCGCAUUGGGCGGAACAACGUCGCCAUAGCUGUUUUACCGGAUGGAGAACCUGGAAUAGCGGCCGCGGCAGAUGUUGCCAACGAUAUGCUACAUACCUUCCGCAACAUUCGCAUUGGCGUUCUGGUUGGUAUCGGUGGUGGCGCACCAAGCUCCACGAACGAUAUCAGACUAGGCGAUGUCGUGGUCAGCUCUAAGGAUGAUAAGCAAGGCGAACAUGGCGGUGUCUUCCAGUAUGACUAUGGAAGGACGAUCCAAGAUCAGGAAUUCCAUUACACUGGGUACUUAAACAGACCUCCUAGAGCGCUGAGGACAGCAGUAACCGCCAUCAGGACUAGGCAUGAGCUCCGGGGCUCUCAAAUCAGAGAAAAGGUCCAGGCUAUGCUUGCUGCUCACCCACGGCUUCAGCGCAGGUGCAGACAGCCUGAUCCAUUGACCGACAGGCUAUAUAGGUCAACUGUUGUACACCAAGGCCAUAAUGUACAGGAUACAUGUUGGAAUACCUGUGGUAAUGGCCCCAACGUACUGGUGCAACGGACUGAACGGACAGAUGCCCUGGGAGACUCAGUUAUCCAUUAUGGUUUAAUUGCUUCUGCAAACCAGGAAAUGAAUGACGCUGUCAUUAGAUACAGGCUUUCUGAACAAAAGGGGGCGUUGUGUUUCGAGAGGGAAGCAGCGGGUCUGAUGAACAACUUCCCCUGUCUUGUUAUUCGUGGUGUAUGCGACUAUGCAGAUACCCAUCCGAAUGACGACUGGAAAUACUAUGCUGCUGCAGCAGCUGCUGCGUAUGCGAAAGAUCUCUUGUCUCAGGUGGUUCCAGAACAGGUUGAAGAUGAGAGACCUGUUGAACCUAGUACUGCCCGUCCUCCAUCAGGAGGCAAUGAUCAGCCUGGCUGCACUGUCCAGCCUGGAGCCGUUUCGCAGCCUAGCAACACUCCCCAACUCGGAGACACUGUCCAACCUGGAGAUACUGUUCAACCUGGAGGUGGUUAUGAACCUGGAGAUGCACCCCAACCUGGAGACAACUCUCAGCCUGGAGGAGGUCAUCAGCCUGGAACCACGCCCCAACCCGGAAGCAAUGACCAACCAAGUGCUAUUUCACAGCCUGGCGGUACUUCUCAACCUGGAGUCAGUCACCAACCUAGCGACCCUUCCCAACCUUCCCAAUCCGAAUGCAAUUGCCAACCCGGAAGCACCUCUCAAUCUUCAGGCAAUUGUCAGCCUGGAUCUCAGGUGCAGACUGGGUAUAUCGACAGAAUAGGACAUUUCCCCAAGCAUGAGAUCGAUGAAGCUAUUAGACGGGACAAGUGUGGGUUUGAGAUUGCACUGAGGACUCUUGUCAACGGCAUUGAUUUGGUGAAUGGUCACGGGGGAGCUUGGGCACCAUUGGGACAUCGACUGAUAGACUUUCAGAAAGAAUGGAAUAUCACUGAGCCUCAACUGCGAGAGGGGAAAAAACAGGCUCAAGGCAAUAAAUGGGACAGGUGGCAGCAGAUAAGGAGAGACCGGAGUUUCAGUACGCAAAAGAGAUUCCAUGCGGCUCAUAAUGAGUUUCUAGCUUUCUCAAAUGAUUGGGCCUUUGACCGUACGAUUGGAUUUGCUUCUAUGCAGCGUGUUCUAUGGAGUGUAUGGAGGGUAAUGGAGUAUAUGGGUAUUGCGGAAGAGGUUUAAGGAUGCUUGACUUUAGGAGGGUUAGGUAUUGUUAUUAAGGUACGAAGUAGUGAGUUUGAAUCAUGGAAGGUUUGGAUUAGUUGAAAUUGAUUACAUAACUUGACGGUUAUAGC